This is a messenger RNA of Ictalurus punctatus (channel catfish), 8269 nucleotides long. Its product is annotated as UPF0606 protein KIAA1549. The transcript is spliced from 22 exons. The record is from RefSeq and is a predicted model, not a curated record. Lineage: Eukaryota; Metazoa; Chordata; Actinopteri; Siluriformes; Ictaluridae. The coding region runs from base 276 to 5492 and encodes 1738 amino acids.
CACUGUAGUGCCGAGUACGAGUGGCUCUAUUGGAGGAGGGAAGGAUGCUCUAUCAGUCGAGAGGAAUCAGGCACCUAUCCAUGAAAAAUAUCCCGUUGUCAAGAUGUCAUGGGAGAAAAACUUUUCUUAGAUCCGCACCUGAUUUGCAAUCGAGUAUGAAACCCGUCGACUCGAGCGGAUAUUUAAUAAACUAAGCGCCUUGUAAGAUUUUUCUCGUCCACGGUGCGGACCGGUUCUUCUCCAAUCGCCUCGGCCAAAAACAUGAGUUUGUCUGAAUGGAGGCUGUGACGCGUGCAGCUGCUCUGACGGCGCAAAGCCGAGGAUGGCGCGUUGUCUCUCUGUGCUUGAUAACGCUGGUCUCCAUGGCGACCUCAUACCUCCCAGCUCAAGACCGGUCUUUGUUGGAUUCCAACACAACAAAGCAAUCUCUGAUGGAAGUGCCACAUCAAACAGCUUCACCCAUCACCUUACUGUAUACUUCCUUCGAAGCCUGGGGACAGUCCAGUGACAUCCAUAGGACAUUCCCCAUCUUGCCUAACACUGAAUCACCCAAAGCCUCAGAGAAUUACUACAGUCACACCAUCGGCACUGUAUAUGGCUCAGCUUCCAUGCCACCUCCAAGCUAUAUCCCUAAUCCAGAGCCUCUCUCUGGCCCUGCAGUACAUUCAGGCAUCCAGCUCUCACAGACGUCACCAAAUUUGCCUUCAACUGGGCUGGAUUCUUUUGCAGAACCACCGUUUCCACCCCCUGAAUUACCAGCAGAAAGAUUUAGCAAUAGUGACACUACAUCUGCAAACCAAGAAGAACUUUCAAAUCAUUUAGUCCCUAGUCAUGACUUAAAUAUCCAAAAUGAUGGUACCCUAGAUGCUCAUCUGUUAUAUCCAAGUCAUGCUGUUUUUGGAAAAUAUCAUUUGACAUCAUCUUUCACAGAACCAACUAUGGGUCCACCAGAGGUCUUCUUCCCAGCCAACACUAUGGAUGUGGACUAUGGUUCUGGUUCUGGUGAUUACUUGGAAACAAUGUCUUACAUGGGAACUGAGGGAGAUGACUAUUCGUUGGUCACCAAUUUUCCCUCCGACAUGUAUGACUUUGAGGACUCAAACUCCGAAUCCUACGAUACAUCUUUCCCUACAAGGGUAAUGAUUCCUUUGUCCACAAGGUACCUCUCUCCCAGUACCUCCACAAAUGUUCCUGAUAGACAUCUUACUAUGAAUCCUAACAUGGCCUUCAGUAUUACCCCAAAUUCAACCAGUACUCUCCAAGUAACCAAUAGCAAAAUGACAGUUUCUCAAAGUGUAAUGACCUCCAGAACCCCUACCCUAACCAGUAUUCCCAACAGUCCGACCCAUAUGCCAUUUUCCAGCACUGUUUACUUGGGUGUCCAAGCCAUCCAUCCUACAGCAGUGCAUUCUAGUGCCUCCUUACAUCGGAGCAACAUAGUCAGUGACACUUCAGAGUCAUAUUCUAACUGGCCUGAUGUUACCAUUGAACCCAGUGAUGUUCUUCUGCCUGAUAUGAAUAGUCUGGAGUACUACAACAUUCAACUGACAAAGAAUAAUGACAGCUUGACAGGACAACAGGGCAACCAGACCACUUCCAAACAUUUCUCCCUCUCCCUGUCAGUAAGCACUACCAGCACCUACACUGUUCCUCCCAGUCACAUGAUAACAGUAAUGUAUGGAGAGGACCUGCAGCCUAUGGGCAACAACUCCUGGCCUGAAGAAUCUUCUACAGACAUCUCAGGAUUUGAUUUGUCCAACACUACUGUCUUGGAUUUGUCAGACAUAAGACCUAGUCUAAUGAAUGGUACAUUUCCGUUUUUGUACUCAUCAGUGUUAACUCCUUCCAUGGACUUUUCAACUUCCCUGUGGGAUCUGGCCACGACUGCUAACUGGAUUAGCACAGAAUCUGUCAGCACCUCCCUGUCACUGUUUUUCCCACCCUCUGAUUCAGAGGAAUCCGAUGUCAUGUUUCCGACGUCCACAAACGUCUACUCUACAUUGCCAGAGACCUCACUCCCUACUUCUUCAGUCAUCAGUAAUGUGUUCACCCAGACACAUAAUGCCUCUGAGGUGCCUACUGAGUCAACCCUCAAUAGCACUUCUGCCAUUUCUGUGACCGAGAUGGCUGACCAAGGUUUCACAGGAGUAGAGAGUUCUUUCACUGAAGUUACCGAUGAUGUAAUGACAACAACCAGCAAGCCAGCAGUCUCCACCACUUCAGUAUUAUAUAAUGAGACAACUGUGACUACCCCGGGCCCAACAACUGAAGUGUUUAAUACUACAACUCUUACAAUGCCUACAACCCCUUCAGUGACAACCCAGACUUCUACUCUUCAGACUACCACUGUCCGAGAGUACCUCUGCAACAAUACCAAACCUGAUACCUACUUAGUGCGAGUCGGUUUUCCGCUUGGCUCCACCGCUGGUUACGCCAAAACAAAAGUCGGAGAGAUCCUCAAAGCGGAAUUCAAUCGAUCGGUUGAACUGCAGGUGGUGAAAUCCCCUCCAGACUUUGUGUUUCGGGCUGUGUCUGGUCCUGUUGUCUACACAGCCAUAUCAGUUAUGAACGCUCUGAGACGGUUUACAUACACGUCUGACACCAUUCUUAGUGUUUCCCCUAUCAGUCCUGUACCAGGCCAACAGUACCACAUCCAUUCUGUGCUUCAGUUUGUGCCUAUUGGCAUUGACAUGCAUGUGUGCACAUUCAUCGAGCACAUUGAAAGAGGCCUGAUUUACGCUUUCGCCGAGGUGCGCCGUCGCUUAAAGGAGUCUACUGACUUUACCGUGCACAUCUUGAACAUCACCAUGAGCUCUGUGGCACCAACACGGAGGCAGCUUCGUGGGCCAGUGGACAUCACCUUUGUGGUACGUGAUGCUCAAGGGUACAUACUAGGGUCAGAGGUCAGCGGUCACUUGAGACAUCUCAGUAUGGUGGAGUUUAGCUACUACCUGGGAUACCCUGUUCAGCAGAUUGCAGAACCAUUUCACUACCCUGAACUGAACACCACACAGUUGCUACGCUCUUCAUGGGUGAAGACAGUGUUGCUGGGCGUGAUGGAGAAUGAUGUGAGUGGUAGAAUUUUCCAGGCAAAGAUGGAGAGGAGACUAGCUCUGCUGCUUGGAGAGGGGCUUUCUGCAGGCCGACGCCUUAAAAGAGCCACCAGUAUGGGCAACAACAGCGUACAGAUUGUGCAGAUCACUCGUCUACCAGAACCGGAUGACCCUCUGGAGAUGAUCUACUUUGUGGAAGGUGCUAACGGUGAAAGGCUGCCUGCUGUCACCACCGCAGACCUGCUGAACAGACUGGAUGUGCAGCAUGCGGCCAUCUUGCUGGGAUACCGCAUCCAGGGAAUUCUGGCGCAGCCUGUGGAGAAGCAGGCAUCAUUGCCGUCUGAGACAGAGAAUACCAACACAUGGAUUAUAGUAGGAGUGGUGGUGCCAGUACUGGUGGUGAUGAUCAUCAUAAGCAUACUGUACUGGAAACUCUGCCGCACGGACAAGCUGGAGUUCCAGCCAGACACCAUGAGCACUGUCCAACAGAGGCAGAAGAAGCCUAUCUCUACUGCCACAAGCAGUAAGAAACAAGAAUGUAUGAAAGAGGAGGAAGAGGAAGCGGUAAAGGAAGACGAGCCGAAAAAAGCGAUCAAGGAAAAGUUGAAAGAAGGAGUGGAAAUAGCAGAGCUGCAGACUCCCAGUGUGAAGGGCUUUGACUUUGCCAAGCUACACUUGGGCCAGCACAGUAAGGAUGACCUCAGGGUGAUCCAAGAACCUUUACCAGCCCCAGCGCCAGCUAAAGAGCCGAGUGCCAACGAGAACACAGAAGCGUCCACACCCAAAUCCAAAGGCUCCUCCACUAAGGCCUCCCGUAACAGCCAGCACAGGAGGGGACAGAUCUCUCCUUCCGACGGUGAUUCGUUGGGAAGCGAGCCAUUCAGUGAGAGGGAGUCUCCGAAGGCAAACCCGAGACUGUCCAGCGAUCCCAAGCAACCUCGUAAGAUGGCCCCGAACGGAUUAAACGGUCCUCCUCCACUGAAUGGUGCAGAUGAGCAGGUAUCAUCAGCCUCCAUUUUUGAGCACGUGGACCGGAUGUCCCGCUCAUCGGAUGGCGCCAACAAGCGCUUCUCCAGCAAGAUCCAGCUGAUUGCCAUGCAGCCCAUGCCUGCUCUGCCCUUACCCUGCCCUGCAACCGAUACCAAGGCUGCUGUCAACACCAAGAUGAACAAGGAGAUCCAGGUUGCUCUGAGGCAAAAGUCUGAGAUUGAGCACCAUCGCAAUAAGAUCCGUCUCAGGGCUAAGAGGAAGGGCCACUAUGACUUCCCCGCCAUGGAUGAUCUCAUGGACAGCCUGGGGGAUGCAAAAGAGCAGGACCGCAUCUACCAGAAGGCUCAGAUGCAGAUUGAUAAGAUCCUGGACCCGGAUAGCCGCGUGCCCCCCCUCUACACCGAGCCCAGGAAAAGUGGCAGAGAAAAGCGUUCUCCCAAGCAGAGAAAAAAGCAGCAGAUGAAUGGAGAUCUGACAGACGCAGACAGAGACAGACUUAUCACUAAUGACAGUGACGGCACAUACAAGAAAUACCCAGGAGUCAACAAUGUAGCAUAUGUGUCGGAUCCUGACCAGGGCCCCGAAGCUCAAAGUCCAUCCCCGACUGAUGAUGUCUUUCUGAGCUCGGUGUCGCCCCCAGCAGGCCACACCGCCCCUCCUCCACCCUACCUGCCCCCUCAGCCAUCUAUAGAGGAGGCCCGGCAGCAAAUGCACUCGCUGCUUGAUGAUGCUUUUGCCCUGGUGUCCCCCUCUUCACAGGCCGCCAAUGCGGGCAUCACACUGCCUGGGUUGGGUGUCAGGAGUGAACACACAGCUCUUUCCAGCCCUCCGUCACGUGGCCCACGACCCUGUGGGCCUUCAUACCCUGCGCUCAGCCCCUUCUCUGGGAGAUAUUCCGACUUAGGCCUGCCACCUUCGACAGUACAAGGCUUAAUGCACAGGCCGGGUUUGGGAUGUGGUUACCCUCAAGGAGAAGGAGUCAGCGGAGAGCAGAUGCAGUCUGAGGGACUCUACAACAGCAGAGGGGGCUAUAUUGAUGAACCGCCUUCUUCUGCUAGGCCUCGGCCAGUAGGGGGCACAACAGGUGCUCAGUUACACCACAUGACACAGGUGAAUUUGUCAGGUCGUGUGAAUGAAGGCAGGCAACCCGGUGCCUUAAACUGGGGGCCUUAUCAUGAAGAGGACUUCAGACCUGUGAACAGAGAUCCUGUUCUCAACUCUUUCGACUACCCCCUCGUGUCUGUGUUCCAGAGCCCCAGGAGCGGAAUGAGAGAGCCGUCCGCCCCCCCUGCCCACCUGGACACAGUGGGCCUGGGCUUCUCUCCGUCUGCUCCUCCUGAGGACUCCGUUCCCCCGAGCCAUUCCUCUGCCUCGCUCAUCAAAGCCAUCCGCGAGGAGCUGAUGCGCCUUUCCCAGAAGCAAGCGGCCCCCACGGGCUACCACAGCUGAGACCUGCUUCCUCCUGACACUCCGCCAGCAAUACUGCACUGUACUUCCUAUGGAAGUGGUUUUUGAGUAGGAAGCCCAAAGAAGAAGUGUGCUAGAAAAAAAAGAGGAACCUUGUGAACAUGACUACUUCACUGGCAGCCAAAGCUUUACCUGAUGUCAGUGCUAAGCAUUGUAUCUGAGUGAAAAUCACUUAGACCCUUUAAUAUUCACAUCCUGGCCCCUUUUUAGCACAGACGGACAAACACGCACUGUAUUGAGAUUGAUGAACAACACUGUCCUUUGAUUCAAUACUGAUUCAAUCCUUUUUUUUUCUUUUUUUUUUUAAAUCGUUUAAUUGUUUUUACACUGAAAGUGUUUACCUUACUUAACGGAGGUGUCAUGGCAACCCAGAAUUUGUGGUAGCAAUUAACUGUCUUUGCAAUGACUGGGGAGACGAAAGCCAAAACCUCACCGCCACACAUUCCUUAAGACCUUUGCUGUCAGAAGUGGUGUCUGUGUGUGGAAUACUGUUUUUUUCUCUCUCUCUCUCUCUCUCUCUCUUACUACCUUUGCAUUAUAAUGCAAAUAAUCUUUCACAAUCUUUCACGAAGCAUUUGCUCGGGUGGACUUUCAUCACUGAAAAGCGUACGGUUUGCUCUUUGUUCUUUUUUACCAGCAGCUGUUGCUUUACUGUGCACUAUUUUUGAAGAUUUGAAGUAGCAGUAGUAAUAGUUUUUUUUUUUUUUCUUCUAAUAAUCUUCUGCUUUUCUCCAUUAUCCUGCUAUGGUGCUUCUGUGUUGUUGUUUUUUUUGUUUUGUUUUGUUUGUUUGUUUGUUUUCAUAAACCACACAUUGCCUUCUGCUGUAUAGGAAAAGAACUCUUUGUCCAUACAAAUCUCAGAAAUAUAUGCAUGGACUUCUGAAUGUUUAAAUUGCAUAUAGGUGAGAGAUCGAUUAACCAAACUACAAACCCCACGAUUAUAAUAUCCUUGAGACAGUUCGUUUUCGCAGAGUAUAAGAUCCGUCUCUGCUUUUGCUGUACAGCUUGCACUAAUAUUCCACACACUUUCAUGUCGUAUAAUGUUUCUACCAUGCAUGUUAAAAUUGCAUUAUUAUAUUAUUUUUCCGUUUUCACUACUAUAGUUAUACUAUUAUCUUGUCAAGUUUGCAAAACUUUGCAGGCAUGAUGUCGACAAUUCGUGUCCAGUGUUUACCUGCUUGAUCUGUGCCGUCAUUCAGCAGUGGAUCUGAUCUGAAACCACCAUGAGGCCUGACACUGAUAGUAUUGCAUCGCCUGCAAAGACGAACAGUGGUUGUGGCAAGCUGCAAACUAAAAUCACCAGAUCCGAACCGGAUUCAUUUUGCUUCGGUGAUUUUAGCUUGCCAUCACGACUCUGUGUUUUGUGUGCAAGCAAGCUAGUGUGUCGGCAGCAAUCGAGUGCAAAUGCUUAUCAGCCAUAAAUCUCUAUCAAAUGGACAAACCGUUGGGCCACACAAGCCUUUGUAGCAGCGUCCAUGCACCUUCGUGUGAUUGUACAAGUCUCUGGAGCUGUACUGAAUAGAUCUUUUCCCUUCAGCCGGUGUUUUGGUGACAUCACAAUUCAUCACCAUUGACACUAUAAUGGCCGUAGGAUAUGAUUUCCAUCAUUUCCAUCCCCAUCAACCAUUCAGUGAGAUCUUGUGACUGAUCUGUGAAUGAGGGCGGAGUCAAAUUGGAAGAGACUCUUCCCUCUAAGGGGACGAGUACAGCCAAAAAUAAAUGCCCCCUUACAGCAUAACAGAGCCACCUUUUUUUCUUUUCUUUUUUUUAACCUUUAAUUCGUCUCCAUCUGUAUGUCACUUCGCAAUAUAAGUUACAGCACCUCUUAUAAUAAAAAAUAAAAACACAUCCGGAAUACAGGACUGUAGUUAUAUGUGAUUGAAGUACUUCUUUAUUUUGACUUUUUGAUUUUGCUUGUUACUAGAGACCUUAAUUCUGAGUGACUAAGUCACAACAAUACACACUUUAACAUUUAACAUUCUUUCUGCUUCAUUUUUUUUUAGUUUUUUUUUUUUUUUUAGCUCUGCUGUUUACGUGUUUAUUUAGUUUUACUGAAACCGACUGCUCAGAGCUAAAAGAUGCUGAAUCAUGUUCAGUUUUCACUUCGUGCACUGGCAGUAACUAAAUAGUAUUUCAUAAUAUAAGACGUGUCCUGUAAGUCGUAGUCGAGCGAUAUUGAUUCCAAAUAGAACAAAAUGCAAAGGUCAUUUGCUUUGAGGACCAAAGUAUUGAAGUUCUGAUUAGUGUUAAUGAUUUUUAUUUGAACUAAUGCAGUGCUUGAAACAACCUUCCAGUGAAGUUGUUUUGCAAAACUAGCAGUAUAUUCCAUCACGAUAUAUUUAUUAUUCAGAUUUUCUGUUGUUGUUUUUUCAUCGAGCUGUCAUUGAUACACUUGCAAUACAUUUCGCCUUUUGUUGUAUUUGAAAUACGUGUAUAGCAGAGUACUGUAUUCAGCAGUGUCGAGUCUGAGACGAUCACAGUCUGUGGUACUAACCGUCACCUCUUAUUUUGAUCGGUUUUGUGCUCGGUUGUGUGUUCUUACUUUUUUUCAAAACUUGUACAAAUCCUGUGUUACAGUGGCGAAACUGAAGUACUGUUUUGAUUGGUCAGUUUAUAUUAAAAAAAAAAAAAAAAAAGGUUUAUGUUUCUGAAUUGUUUUAUUUGUUGAGGUUUUCUGCCUUGUAUUUUUGUUGAAUUGUUUAGUUCAAUUAUCGGUAAUUAAGAUUCCUUAUUUAAAUAAAAUGUUUCAUUUCAAAUCA